Messenger RNA from Rhinocladiella mackenziei CBS 650.93, 288 nucleotides. RefSeq lists its product as uncharacterized. Gene Ontology annotation, molecular function: amino acid transmembrane transporter activity. The coding region runs from base 1 to 288 and encodes 95 amino acids. Gene Ontology annotation, cellular component: membrane. Lineage: Eukaryota; Fungi; Ascomycota; Eurotiomycetes; Chaetothyriales; Herpotrichiellaceae. The transcript has a single exon. Gene Ontology annotation, biological process: amino acid transmembrane transport. The record is from RefSeq and is a predicted model, not a curated record.
AUGACCAUCUUGUUCCCCGUCUCUGGCGGCUUCGUUCGACUAGCUGGGAAAUGGGUAGACGACGCACUGGGUUUUAUGGUCGGCUGGAACUUCUUUUUCUACGAGGCUCUCUUGAUUCCGUUCGAGAUCACCGCUGUGAAUCACAUCCUUACCUUCUGGAGAGACGACAUUCCAGUGGCAGCCGUCUGUGCCGCAGUUAUUGUGGCUUAUGCGUACGAAGUCCCCUUAGCAACUUUCUUUGUCGAAGCAACGCCAAAUGCAUCAAAAUGCCUCAUGAGUUAUUCCUGA